CUGGUGGUUAGAUUUGACUUUGGCCAAGGCAAAUUUGCCUUGACGCAGUUCACGUGCUUGCGAGUCUGUGUAUUGUGAACUUCUUUCCCGGAUUUCGCUUCUCGUGCCUUUUUCUCUCCACCACCAGCACCACCACCGACACAGCGCGUCAUGUUUGAGAAGCGGAUCGUCAUCGACGCCCGCGGGCACCUUCUCGGUCGCCUUGCAUCCAUCGUGGCCAAGGAGAUCCUCAGCGGCCAGCACGUUGUUGUUGUUCGUUGCGAGCAGAUCAACAUCUCUGGCUCCUUCUACAGGAACAAGCUGAAGUACAAGGAGUUCCUCCGCAAGCGCUGCAACGUGAACCCUGCCCGUGGUCCCUUCCACCUUCGCGCUCCCUCCCGCAUCUUCUGGCGUGUGGUGCGCGGUAUGCUCCCGCACAAGAAGGCAAAGGGUGCCGCCGCCCUCGGCCGCCUCAAAUGCUUCGAGGGUGUCCCCCCUCCCUAUGACAAGGUGAAGCGCGUUGUCGUCCCCGGUGCCCUCCGCGUCCUCCGCCUCCGUCCCGACCGCAAGUUCUGCACUGUUGGUCGUCUGUCACACGAGAUGGGCUGGAAGUACAAGGACAUCGUUGAGAAGCUCGAGGCCAAGCGCAGCAUGCGCGCCAAAGAGUACUACACCGCAAAGAAGAAGGCCGUGGCGGCACGCGCCAAGGUGAUGCAGUCGGAGGCUGUUGCAAAGUGCAACGCGACGCUUGCCAAGCUCGGCUACUAAGCGCUCAAGCCUUUAUGUGUUCUGGUGUAUGGUCUCUUUCCUUCUCUUCCUUGAUGCGUUUGCGCUGCACCGCCGCGAAGAAGAUAUGCUUGCUGGCGGUGGGUGUCGAGUAAACCGAACAAGAAGCAG
This is a messenger RNA of Salpingoeca rosetta, 876 nucleotides long. Its product is annotated as ribosomal protein L13Ae. The transcript has 7 exons. Gene Ontology annotation, molecular function: mRNA binding; structural constituent of ribosome. Gene Ontology annotation, biological process: translation; negative regulation of translation. The record is from RefSeq and is a predicted model, not a curated record. NCBI's taxonomy places the organism in Eukaryota, Choanoflagellata, Craspedida, Salpingoecidae. The coding region runs from base 151 to 747 and encodes 198 amino acids. Gene Ontology annotation, cellular component: ribosome; cytosolic large ribosomal subunit.